Messenger RNA from Cutaneotrichosporon oleaginosum, 828 nucleotides. RefSeq lists its product as uncharacterized. Gene Ontology annotation, molecular function: protein serine/threonine kinase activity; ATP binding. Lineage: Eukaryota; Fungi; Basidiomycota; Tremellomycetes; Trichosporonales; Trichosporonaceae. Gene Ontology annotation, cellular component: nucleus; cytoplasm. The record is from RefSeq and is a predicted model, not a curated record. Gene Ontology annotation, biological process: meiotic recombination checkpoint signaling; protein phosphorylation.
CCACGCACAAUCGAUGAGGGCCGUGUCCACCUCUUGAAUGUGAUCGGCAACGGCGCUUAUGGUGUAGUCUUCUACGCUAUUGACUACCGCUACGAGCCUAAGGGGGUGAAGCGCGCCGUCAAGCAGCUUCGUCGCCAUAAUAUCGACGACAGGCAGCGUCGCUUUCAACAACGCGAGAUCGCCCUGCACUGGACGGCUCGCGACCAUCCCUCCAUCAUCAACAUGGACCGUCUCGUCACAGAGGACGACGGUAUCUAUGUUGUCAUGGACUACGGAGACGAAGGCGAUCUAUUUGCAAUGAUAACCGAGAAGCAUCGCUACGCUGGCGAUGACCUGCUCAUCAAGAAAGUUUUCCUUCAAAUCCUCGACGGCGUAGAGCACCUCCACAUGCUGGGUAUUGCCCAUCGCGACGUCAAGCCGGAGAACAUUGUUUGCUCAAAUGACGGCACCGUUGUCCGUAUUGUCGACUUCGGUCUUGCCACUCGCGACACCACCUCAACGGAGUUUGGUUGUGGGAGCACAUUCUACAUUGCCCCUGAGUGCCUCGGAGAGUGGGACAACGCGAGGUGCUACACCACGCAGACUGCCGACGUGUGGUCGCUAGGUGUCAUACUUGUCAACCUCGUAUGCGGUCGCAACCCAUGGCGCUGCGCGUCGCCGACCGACGAGUCUUUCACUGCAUUUCUUGCGGACCCCACCUUCCUUCGCCGCAUCCUCCCAAUCUCGCAAGAGUGCCUCGAUAUUCUCACCCAGAUCUUCACGCCGGAACCUGAGCAGCGCAUCUCUCUCGACCGCCUUCGCACGCUUGUCUGCAACAUCGUCUCGUUC